Exophiala xenobiotica is the source of this 1864-nucleotide messenger RNA. RefSeq lists its product as uncharacterized. Bases 43 to 1224 code for a protein of 393 amino acids. The transcript is spliced from 2 exons. NCBI's taxonomy places the organism in Eukaryota, Fungi, Ascomycota, Eurotiomycetes, Chaetothyriales, Herpotrichiellaceae. Gene Ontology annotation, molecular function: protein binding. The record is from RefSeq and is a predicted model, not a curated record.
UCUGCCGUCUACGAGGCGGGCCUUUCCUGGACUGUCAUUACUAUGAAAGUUGGUGAUCCAGUCUAUCGAGGAUCGGAAGUUCAUUUACCUGUUGAAGUCCUCAGCUACAUCCUGUCAUAUGUAGCUUCAUUUCACGACCUCAAGGCUCAGUCUACAAUAUGGGCUUGCUGCUUAGUAUCAAGGUCCUGGUACGCCGCCUCAGUCAGCCAUCUCUAUGCCCACCCACUUCUCGACAAUCGGAACUUUGACAAGUUCGCUCGAACGCUAUGUCCGCCCAUCAGUUCUCACAAGCCUCGCGUCGGUCUAGAAAACUGCAUCAAGCACCUUGACAUGGGCGGGCUCGCCUACGAAAGCUCAAAGAGUCUUACCGCUCGUCUCAUUAGGAGAACGCGAAAUUCAUUGUUGAGCUUUGCAGCCCCGGCGGUCACCUUUUCGAUUGCUUGUCUAGCUCCAUUAUCGAAGUGUACGAAUCUUCAAGUCCUGGAUUUAUCCUCGGACUCAUACGACAUGAGCCUACGCCAACUCCUGGAUUCAAUUGGCCACCUCGAACAUUUGACAUCUCUCAAACUUCCCCGAAAUGCUCUUCGAGGCCGUUGUAACCUUCAACCAAAGUCACAUUGGCCUAAUCGCCUACAGAGUCUGCAAAUAAGCGACCUUUUAUAUGACGAAAUCGAAUCAUGGGCGGUGCUGUUUGAAAGCUGGCCGGACACCCUCCGCACCCUCAGAAUCGCAGAGUGCAAAGGCUACGGCUCACUGCACUCUUUGGAUCCAGCCAUCCUAACCGCAAAUACCAUCCACUGUCUCGAAAUUGGUCUCUCAGGGCAUGAUGACGCGUUCCCCUUCCGCAAAAUCCUCAAGACAUUUCCCAGCCUCACCACACUUGCAAUCCCCGCUUACCAGGCCGAACAGAUGGCCAAAUGGAAAGGCUUAGAUGAAUACCUGAGCAACGUGCAGACAGGCGCUUAUCUCAACGACGUCGACCACGAAAGUCUUCUCGCAGUCCUGGUUUUCACGGAGCAAUUUCCAGCGGCAAGCCCGGCACCGGUCUUGACGGUCGAGGUCCUUGAAAAAUACGUCCAAAAAUUUCCUCGAUUGAGAAAGUUGAAAAUCCCACAAAGUUUUGCCCAAUUGCACAGCAGAAACAGGUACGAGCAGUUGAAUGAUCAGCUGGAAGAAAGGGCAGGCCCGGAUGCACUCUCGUCAUCAGGCUUAUUUUUCUGCUGAACCUGGAAUAUAGAGCAGUUUACGGUUCGUUUCAUACAAGACUUGGAAAAUGGAACACCUCACUCGUUGCAUAUCUCAGAUGAACGCAGCUACGGCAACGGAUGCCGUACAAGAACCCUGGAAGGGAUGACCAUUAUGAACGAGUCUUGUUGGACGGGCUCCCUCCCGUGUUCGAAUGUAUUUGAAGGACGGCAGUCAAAAGAGGUUGCGCCCUUUGCAGAUCAGUCAUGCAUCACAGGUUGAACAGUCAGGGACGGAGCCAGCAACAGUCAUCACAACCCAUGUCUUGCGAAGGACGACACUCGUAGGUCUGUGGGGAAAGUCACCUACUGGAAGAAUGGGCCAUGAUUACGAGGUCUAUUCGAAGAACCCUGGUCUCACCCAACAAGACUAGACUCAAGAAGUUCAAUUCGACGUCUUCUGUCUGAGUCGUGUGCCACAGAUUGGAGAUGGAGAGUACCCAGAUUAGGUCAGGAACGACCUUUGCUAGAAGGACCAAAAUCAAACAGCCAACACUAUUUUAUUAUUCAUGGCCCUGAUCAUCGGGUGAGAAAGACCGGCCAGAGGGAAAGAAAGAGAAGACACGGGAAAGAGAUUCAGGUCAAGAUUAUUGAUCGGGUUAAAAACAAUUCAAUGUGUG